AGUUUAUUGCUGAGCUGCAGUUGCAGGCAUCCUUAAGGCAGCAGCCAUGGGAAGGCGACGUGGGGAGGGGGCGCUGCCUGCUUAUCCUGGAGGUGGGAUGUGACAAAGCAGGAGCUGCAGAGAGGGCUGCAAACACAUCCAAGUAACAAGCUGCCUGGCGCGCGGCGGGGAGAGCAGCAAGGAAGGCAAUUAAAAGCCUGAAAGAGCAACAUGGUCUUCAAUUAAUUGCUGCCACAUUGCAGCCUGGAAAACGGAAAUUUCUCUCCCUUUGGCAUCAGAAAACGGCUCCUUUGCGAGCAUAAGGAUCUAGCAGAGCAAGGCUGGCAGGGACUGAGUUCGGAGACGGAGUGAAAUGUACUGCGGCUAACCAGUGCAAGGCAAGACAACACAUCUUCCCUGUGGUCCAACAUGCUGGGUAAAGACUACAUGCUGGCCAUCAUCAUAGUCAACUAUGAUGACAACAUCUGGAAUGAUCAAAAUCUGGAGCCAGAUUCAGAUCUACCACCUGGAUGGAGAACUAUCCGUGACAGCACAGGCACCUAUUACUGGCAUGUGCCCACGGGCACUACACAGUGGCAGCACCCAACAUGUAACCUGGAGGGAGAGCGAGCGACAGUGAGUGGCAUUGCUGCACCUGAUCCCAAGAUCAGGAACAAUGACACCUUGAGAAGAAACUCCAGAGGGAGGCAGACUGAGGACCCAACAGUCUCUGCGAAUUCGAGAAAUCUGUUACCAUGGCAAGAGGAUGAAUACUUCCGGACCAACAGUGACCCAGACUCCAAGUGCUUUGCUGUUCGCUCGCUGGGAUGGGUGGAAAUCCCAGAAGAAGAUCUGACUCCAGGGAAGAGUAGCAUUGCAGUGAAUAACUGCAUUCAGCAGCUGUCCCACAGCAAGUGUGAGGGGAGAGAUGCUGUGGGAGCCUGGGGAGAGGGCCAAGAUAUGGUCAUGAUCCUCAAAAAAGACACCCUGAGCCUGGUUGACCCCGUGGACCACAGCCUAAUCCAUUGCCAGCCCAUCAUCAAUAUUCGCGUUUGGGGAGUUGGAUGUAACAAUGGCAGGUACAGGGAUUUUGCCUUUGUUGCCAGUGACAAGGACACCUGUAUGCUGAAAUGCCAUGUCUUUCGCUGUGAUGUCCCAGCAAAAGCGAUUGCUGCUACACUACACGAGAUGUGCUCAAAGAUCAUGGCAGAACGAGCGAUAAUGUACCCUUCAGUGCCCAGGUCUCUGACGAUGGAAAGCAUCUCCCCUGAAGAUCUGCCAUUACAAGUUGACUUUUUGGAAGCUGUGAGAGAAAGCAUUCAGAAGUUCCAGGUGCUUUAUAUUGGACAUCUGCCUGUACCUAGAGCUAUGGGAAUGGAAGUGCUGAACAGAGCGAUUGAAAAUAUCAUGAGUUCAUCAGAGCAAUCUGAAUGGGAACCAAUUAGCAUUCAUGUCUCGGACACCGUCUUAUCAUUAUGGAAAGGAGAGGAUGGAGAUGACCCUUUCUGGGAAUGCCAAGUGCGCUAUCUGACUUUCCUAGGAGUGGGAAAGGACACACACACAUUUGCAGUAAUUGUGGAUGCUGGACGCCAGCGUUUCGAGUGCCAUGUCUUUUGGUGUGAUCCAGACGCGGGGAGCAUUUCGGAAGCUGUUCAGGCCGCUUGUAUGGUGCAGUAUCAGAAAUGCUUGGUGGCCCAGACCCCACCAGUGCGGUCCAAGAUAUCCCAUGCUGAGCCUAAGGUGAAGCGGGCCACAUCCAUGGACAGCUCAGGGUUCCUGCCCAGCACUCGGGGCAGUUCCCCACCAAAGUUUGCAACUUCCAGCAUGAAGAAGGGUAUGCUGGCAUUUUUUGAGACUUUCAAAAACAAGCAAGCGGCCGUGUCGACACCCCAGUGACGCAAGACACAGGGCGAGAGGGGAGAUGGAGAGACGUGACGGAGACCCUGACAGUCUUGUCAGUUUGGAAUUGCUCAGUGGCUGAACAAGAAGUCAUUUUUAUCUGCUGUGGAUGAUUAGAUAAACUUGAAUAGUUCAGAUAUUUGUCCAUUCCUGCAUCAAAGUCCCUACAGAUUCCUUACUAAAAAAAAAAGACCUAAUAGAUCAGAGAAGGCUAUUUAACAAUGUGAAUGUGUGAUUGUGGACUUAAAGAGUUAGAUGAGUAUUAUUUGUAUUAAGGUACUGGACUUCAUGACAGCUGAUGAUCAGUGGCUCAUAGUGUCCACUGUUGGGCCCAAGGGGAAGUGGGCUGCAUGGAAAGAAUAUUUUGGUCAUCACGUCCUCCCAGGUCACAUUGCACCACUUUCAUCAAAGGUCAUAAACAGUCCAAGACAAGAGAGGCCAGAAAGAGCUGCAGAGGGAAUCCACUGACAACACACAAUGCUGCCCCUGAUGGCCAAAGAGAAGUAAAUUGAUCAAAUGAUCCUGUCAUAAUUGUCCUUCCAACUGGACAAUCACCAGACCAUGAAAUUGUGUUAUAUCUUGAUGCAGCCAGACUCUCUCAAAAGGAUUCCCAGCUUCCCAGGCUCUGCGAGUGUCUGGCUGUGACUGUCAAGCCAACAAAAACGGCUUCCCCUCCUCUAUGGGCUGUAAAAGGUGAACGUAGAGCUGACAUAAUCUGUUCUGCUUUGUAAAGCACUUUAGGAUGGUGCUUGCUCUUAAAGGUGUUAUAUACAAUAAAGACUGAUGAUUUAAAGUGAGAAAUGAACCUUGUUUGCUUUGUACAGUGCCUUAAUGUAGUGUGCUAUGUGAAAGGUGCCUGAUAAAAUAAAUACUAACUGAUGAUCCGAGGAA
Molecule: messenger RNA, 2769 nt
Organism: Erpetoichthys calabaricus (reedfish)
Lineage: Eukaryota; Metazoa; Chordata; Cladistia; Polypteriformes; Polypteridae
Gene: apbb3
Product: amyloid beta (A4) precursor protein-binding, family B, member 3
Exons: 12
Coding region: 409-1875 (488 amino acids)
Biological process (GO): regulation of DNA-templated transcription
Cellular component (GO): cytoplasm; nucleus
Molecular function (GO): transcription factor binding; amyloid-beta binding
Source: RefSeq, a predicted model, not a curated record